AUAACGACCGAUUGCCAUAGAAGAAAAGAAGAAGAAACAAAUUAUUCAGUACUUGGUGUUUUUUAUGUUUUUAAAAUUGUAAACAUGUCCAAUGUGUUACUCAUUAGACAUUUGCCAAAUUUCUUGUCUUUCCAAGACAAGGAGCAACUUUUAAAACAUUUUGGUGCUGAAAAAGUGUGGGAGACCUCCGCCAAACGGAACUAUAUAUUUGCAUCAUUUUCUAGCGCAGAAAAAGCGAAGGCGUCACUAAUAAGACUUCACCAGCUUAAAAUAGCACAAAGAAGACUAGUUGUAGAGUAUUCCUUUGAGAAAGAAUUAAUUAAAAAUGAUAACCAAGAAAUCGAAACUUCUGCGUCAACUAAACAUUUGAAGGACUUCCUUAGGCUCUUGAACGCUUGGAACCCGUCUGUGGACUUUUAUCAGCCGCCCCCAGUGCACUUGCGGUAUAAAUAUCCAGAUGCGAGUACCACGACUCUUAUUAACAUUUUAUAUGCGAUAUGUAAACAUAAACCUUUUUAUAUACAAGUAUUACAUUUGAUGAAUAGAAUGUGCCUUGAUACACCAUUCAAAGACAAUGAGAGAGCUAUAGAAUUUUUCAAAGAAACAUUUCAAGAGUAUUUGGUUAGUGAAGUAAGUGUGAUACCACCCCUACCUGUUAGCGAGCCAGAAUCAGAAAUAUCAAGUGACGAAGUUGAAAAACAACAGCAGUCUAUACCUAAAUCAGUAAAAAGACGGCAGCAGACUCUUCCAAAGACUAGAAAACGUGUCGCUGCUAUUUUGUCUACGGCAACAUUACCCAAAGCGAAAAGGGUUCAUAUUAACCAAGAGGAAGUAUUUGAAAAUAUCACACCGAUACAGGAAGCAAAGAAAAUAUCGCUCGUCGUCCAUCAAGACGCUCUACAGAAGCCAUCCGAAGAGCCUGAAGUUAUUGGAGAGCUUGGUAAAUUCGAGAAAGAAGAACAACCUACGCACACUCCAGAAGCUGUAAUGGAGCCCGAACAACCCACUAUUACUAAAAAGGAGUUAUUACGCAACAGACUAUCAUAUAGAGAUAUGAAAGUACUACCCAUAUUUAAAAACUAUCACCCUGGCCAACCUUCGAUGAGGUUGUACAUUAAAAAUUUAGCAAAAACUGUUACCGAAUUAGAUGUUAAGAGAAUAUAUAAGCGUUAUGUGGAAGAUCUCACAGAUGAAGAACAGUUGUGUUUUGAUGUGAGGGUCAUGCAGGAAGGUAAAAUGAAAGGGCAAGCAUUUGUGACAUUUCCUUCUGUUAGUACAGCGGAAAAAGCAUUAAAUGAAACAAAUGGUUACAUGUUAAAAGAUAAACCAAUGGUCGUACAGUUUGCCAGAGCUGCUAAUAAAAAAAGUAUAGAAUAA
Molecule: messenger RNA, 1377 nt
Organism: Achroia grisella
Lineage: Eukaryota; Metazoa; Arthropoda; Insecta; Lepidoptera; Pyralidae
Product: RNA-binding region-containing protein 3
Exons: 1
Coding region: 85-1377 (430 amino acids)
Biological process (GO): mRNA splicing, via spliceosome
Cellular component (GO): U12-type spliceosomal complex
Molecular function (GO): U12 snRNA binding; pre-mRNA intronic binding
Source: RefSeq, a predicted model, not a curated record